Messenger RNA from Parnassius apollo (apollo), 276 nucleotides. Lineage: Eukaryota; Metazoa; Arthropoda; Insecta; Lepidoptera; Papilionidae. The record is from the annotation of a GenBank genome assembly.
AUGACGAAAGCUAAACUGCAACGUAUUAUCGAUAAAAUACAAAAAGGGCUUGUUUACAGAAUUGAUGAACUCUUGAAGGCUGAAGAAAACACCGUCUUACCGCCGUAUCAUCCAGAUCUUAACCCCAUAGAGCUGGUCUGGGCUGACAUUAAAAACAACGUAGCCCAGAACCACAUCAGCUCUUCACUAGAUGAAAAGAAAAAUAUUUUGGAUCAAUUGUUUUCGGAGUUCACGGCGGAAAACGGCGGAAACGUGACGACCAUGUCCAAAAAAUGA